Messenger RNA from Lethenteron reissneri (Far Eastern brook lamprey), 9063 nucleotides. RefSeq names its product autism susceptibility gene 2 protein homolog. The record is from RefSeq and is a predicted model, not a curated record. Lineage: Eukaryota; Metazoa; Chordata; Hyperoartia; Petromyzontiformes; Petromyzontidae.
GGCCUGUACGCGAACGAGGGGAGGGAGUAACGGGGGUAGAGGGGAGGGAGUAACGGGGGUAGAGGGGAGGGAGUAACGGGGGGCGGGGCGAUCGGGUUAAAGGGGGCGGGGCCGGUGUUCCUCCGCGCGGCGCGGGCCCCUUCACCGCCUCCGUCCGCGCGCGUCUCCCUCCGCUGACCCCGCGGACCUCGAUCCUCCCGCCGCCGCUCCCGAGGCCGCGUCUCUCCUCCACAGGCCCCCGACCGUCAGGCCGCACCCGCCGGGUCCCCUCGGACCCCCCCGCAGGGUCCUGUCGGCUCCCCGAAGAGAAGGGAAGAGGAGGAGAGGGGUGGGGGGGGGUUCCUCUCAGCGAGGUUCCCCUAGCGGGUCCCCUCUCUCUCUCUCGCCACCCCUCCUCCUCCCUCGUAGCCCGGCGCGCUCUGUGUGUGCGAGCGAGCGGCUCGGCCGUUGUGUGGCCGCCGUACGGACACGAGGAGAGAGGUGGUGGACGUGGGGGGAGAGAGGACGAGGCGGAGGUGAAGGAGAUCAAAGAGGCGGUGGCGGCGGCGGUGUUUGACGAGGAUAUCGCGAGACGACGGCGAGGAGGUUGGUGACGGUGACGGAGGAGAAAGGGGAGCGAGGAGGGGAGGAGGAGUCGAGACGACGAGGUGCUGGGGAGAGGAAGGCGACGAGGACGAAGAGGAGGAGGAGGAGCGUCAUCCCGGCCGGAGUUUGACGAGAAAAUGGAGGCGGCCGAGGCAGCAGGAGGAGGAGGACGAGGAGCGGCAUCGGCAGCAGCAGCAGCUGGACCCGCCGCCGCCGCCGUGCGGGCCGCUCGCUCCCCGCGCCGCUGAAUGGAGCCCGCGUCCACAAAGCGGCCUUAGCAGCAAGGGCACGGGGCCCCCUCCACACACUCACUCCCCUCGUCGUCGCCAUCGCCGUCAUUAUCCUCGUCAGCAGCAGACUGAGCAGGAUCGGCGGCUUCAGCUUCGUCUUCACCAGAAUCAUCAGCGGCGGCAGCACGGAGCUGCUGGUGACGGUGUUUGUUGCUAUCUUCGCGUUAUUCUUGUGGUUGUUGUUGUUUGUCGGGUUUGUUUUGAGGAUUGCCAUUCUUGCCUCCUGGAUCCGAGCUGGAUUUUAGUUUAAUGUUCGCUGCAACUACUCUCAUCAUCAUUAGCAUCAUCACUCGUGCUAACAAAGAGGUAGAUAGAUAGGGGGGCACGCCGUGGCAUGGUGAGGACGUCGUCGUCGACGACGAUGAUGGUGGUGAUGGUGCUCAUGAUGAAGAUGAUGGCGUGGAGGAGCCGCGGUCGGUCCCACAGCUGAGCAUUGGCGUCAGCAGUAGGAACCCGCGCACCCUCCGUUUGGGGGGCACUUUCUAUCACUCUGCCCCCCCCCCACCAAGCUCACACGAGGACCUUUACCUUCAACCUACGCGCGUCGUAGCCACCGGCACGAACCACCAACUCCUUCAUUUUUCAACAACCGCGGCCAAUCGUCACAUCUGGCCGAGGCCACACGGAUUGCGACUCAAGGGCCCAGCGACCACCAAACCGACCAUGGACGGCCACAGGGCCAACGGGCCCCGUCGCAGCCGUCGGACUCGCUCACAGAGGGACAAGCAGAGGGAGGCGGCCGGACGCGCCGGCCGGCCGGGGCUGACCAUCGGCGGCGGCGGCCUGCAGGCCCUGGGCCGGCCCGGCGGCCUGGUGGCGGGCCUCGUGGCCGGAGGCGUGGGCCGCCACCACCGCGCUCCCAGCUCGGGCUCUGAGAGGGAGAACGCGGAGAACCGGCCGGGCUCGUCGAGGCCGCGGCCGCCGCGGCGCCGCCGCCGGGACUCGGUGAGCUCCCAGGACGAGGAUAUAAUCGACGGCUUCGCCAUCGCCAGCUUCACCACCCUGCAGGCGCUCGAGAACGACAUGCAGCUGAAGCCGCUGGAGCGAGCCGAGCGACUCAAGGAGCGACUGGUCCGGAGGCAGCACAAGGGCGAGGGCGGCAACUGUCGCCACGGCAACAGCGGUGGCUCGGACCGCGAGCGAGGACGCGGCCGCCACAAGCAGCCGCUCAAGAGGAAGAGAGAGACGAACGUGCCGACGCGGUGCGUGCGCCCCAGGGCGGAAGACAGCGGCGGCGGCGGAGGCGGCAACGGUGGCGGCGAGGUGAACGGUACGGGGCGGAGCAGCUCCCAGGAACGAUCUCGCGACAGCUCGCAGCAUUCCACGUCCGACAGAGGCUACAUCUGUGACAGCGACAGUGACGUGGAGGAUAAGGCCUCGGACGCCGGCUCGGAGAAGCUCUUCCACACCGCGUCGCUCACGAAAGAUGGGUGCGUCAACGGCCUGUCGGGGGCCGCCGGUGGAGCCGGGGAGCCGCUGAGGCUCGCGAGGCCCCACGUGUCCGGCCUCGCGCGCAGCCAGGAGCAGAGCAAGGAGAGCCUGCCGAGCCCCCCGGCCCCCCCCGCCAGCGCCGCCGCCGUCGUCGCCGCCGCCGCUGUCCCCCCUUCCGGGGCCCCGGCGACGCCGCGCCACGCCGGCGCCGAACGGCGCACGCCGCAGCCCAAGCCCCAGCUGCCUCCGCCGCAGCUCCGGCAGCCCUCGCUCACGCCGACGCAGACGGCCAGCGCGGUGCCCCAGUCGGCGGCCAGCACCCCCGCCCGCCUCGCCACUCCUCCGCAGCCGCGGCCUCAGUCGAGGCCGUCCAGCAACCCCCAGCCGCAGGCGCAGUCCAGGCCGCAGCCGGCGUACAGCAGCGGCAUCAGCAGCGUCAACUCCAAGAGCAGCCGGAGCAGCACCCCGCUCAAGUACCUGACCCCGCCGGCGCACGCCCACGCGCACCACCGCACGCCCACGCCGAGCCACACGCCCACGCCCUCCCUCUCGCUGCCUUACCCGGGCUACCCCCCGGGGCUGGCGCAGGGCUACGCCGCUCCGCCCACGCGCCAGCACGCCCACCAGCACCCGCACGGCCACCCCCACGGCCACCCGCACCUGGCCGACUUCUCGCCUCACAGCUGCCCGACGCCCCCGCUCAGGCACCCUCACGCGCCUCACCCCGCGGCGGCAAUGUUCGCGCCGCCCCCCACGGCCCCGCUCCCGUCGCCCGCCCUGCCCGUGCCCGGUCACCCCUCCAACCCGGCCACCUACUCGCCAGACCCAGAGCUCCUCCGCCAGGAGCUCAACAGCCGCUUUCUGGCGGCGCACGGCGGCGGCGGCGCCGGCUCGGCGGGCAACCGGGGGGGGCCAGCGCCCCCCCCUCCGCCGUCGCAGCACCCGGCCUCCGCGUUGCCGGCGCCGCCGCCGCCGCCGUACUACCGCGCCGAGUUUCACCAGCACCAGCACACGCACCAGCACACCCACCAGCACACGUUCACCCCAUUCCCGGGCGCCAUCCCGCCCGCCCUCGCGCCAGGCGCCACGGCCGCCGCUUUGCUGCCGGGGGGCCCCAUGCCCCCUCCCCCGCCCAUCCCGACGCUGUUCGACAAGUACCCCGCCAAGUUGGACAGCCCCUUUUACCGACCGUCGAGCUUUUUCCCGCCCUACCACUCAAGCAUCCCUGCAAUGCCACCGCUCUUCCCGCCUGCUCACUUCGGCUCGCUGCAGGGUGCCUUCCAGCCCAAGACGGCAAGUCCGAUGGACGUAGGCCCGGGCCGGGCGGGGUCGCUGCCAUCACACAGCCUGCUGACCAAGGACCCGCGGCUGACGGAUCCGUUUAGACAAACGCUCAAGAAGCCUGGCAAGUGGUGCGCUGCCCACGUGCAUAUCGCCUGGCUCAUUUACCACCAGCAGCAGAAAGCCAAGGCGCUGCACAGCGACCCUCACAAGCUGGACCUGGGCCUCAAGCCUGAGCUGCUGGGCCCCGCCGGCCGGCCCGGCAUCCCGGGGCUCUUCCCCGGGUACCCGCACCCUGCCGACCUGGCACGGCCCGGCGCUCUCUUCUCCACGCCCGGCGGGCCUCCGGCGAACCCCUUUGGUGUGCCGCCCCCGCAACACAACAGCUUCCUCAGCCCACCCGGUCACCUCGCGGUGGACCCCUUCGGCCGGCCGAGCGGAUUCACUGGACUCGGCAACCUGAGCACGAGCGCGUUCGGGGGCCUGGGGAACCCCACGCUGGGUGAGAACGCCUUCUUUCCGUCGUUGUGGUUGCAAAGUGCCGCGCUGCACAGAGCUGCACUACAUAGGGCAACACCGUUCCAAAACACGUUCGCCUCCAGCAGCGCGCUGUUCGGCGCCAAGGAGGGCCCGCCCUUCCCGGGCUUCUCGAACCCCCACGAGCCGUGGAACCGGCUGCACCGCACGCCGCCCUCCUUCCCCACGCCGCCGCCCUGGCCCAAGCCGGGCGACGCGCCCGAGCGCAGCUCUUCGGCGAGCCAGGAGCGCGAGCGCGAGCGGGACAGGGAGCGCGAGAGGGAGCGGGAGCGCGAGAGGGAGCGCGAGAGGGAGCGGGAGCGGAGCCAGGACCGCGAGCGCAGCAACGCGGCGGCCGUGGCGGCGGCCGCGGCGGCUGCGGCGGCGGCGGCGGCCGCGGCGGCGAGCAGCACGGCUCACGAGAGGGAGCGCAACGGCGGCCUGUCGGGCCACGAGAGGGAGCGCAGCCACUCGGCGAGCGCGGACAGAGAUCGGGGAGGCCACCUCGUCGGCGCGGACAGGGAGAGGGCGCAGCCGGCCGGCGCGCCGGACAGGGAGCGCAGCUCUUCGGCCAACGCCGAGCGCGAGAGAGGCCAGAUGAUCCCCGCGCAGGCGAGGGAGCGGCCGUUCCCCGGCCACGGAGAGAGGGAGCACGGCCAGGAGAGGGAACGCGGUCACGAGAAGGAGCGCUGCUCGCAGCCGGCCAAUCACGACAGGGAAAGGUCGUCCGCCGUGCCCAAUCACGACAGGGAGCGCCCUUCGCUGGCCAAUCACGAGAGGGAACGUGGGUCGGCGCCGCCGCCCAUGGCCCUCCCGGAGAGGGAGAGAAUCGGCCUGCCCACGCUGGCCAAUCAGGAGAGAGGAGACGUCGAAAAACGUGACCUUGGCUUCAGCAAGGAUGACAAGGAGAGAGAAAGGGACGCUUGCGAGCGCGGCCGCAUCCCGAGCCGGCCGUCGCCCAUGGCGACGUCGCGGACGCCUCCCUUCCCCGGCUACGACGGACUGCGGGAGGCCGAGCGACCGCGCGCCGACCUGCCCGAGCGCCAGGGCAGCGUUCCCGAGCCGCCCGACAGGCCCUCGGGCCGCGGUGGCGGCGACCGGGAGGCGCCCCCCGACAUCCGGAAAGACGGCCUCGCCGCCUGCGUGGCGUCCGCCGCUCCGUCCCUUGAGACGCGGCCCAAGGAGGAGGCGACAUCGCCCACGGAGGGGAGAGUCGGCCCGGCCGAGUCGCGGGCCAAGGAGGCGACGAUGGCGGCGCCGUCCUCGCGCGAGAGCCACGGCGACAAGCGCAACGGGGACGACGGCGGCGGCGCCGCGGUCGGCGGCCGCGCCCGCUGCAUCUCGCCGUUCUGCCGUCCCCACGGGGCCGCGCUGCCCGGGCCGAGCGGGCCAGACGCGGCGGCCGCGGCGGCGUCCGGGCGACAGAGCGGCGGCGCCGAGAGGCGGGCGCAGCCGUUCGUGUCGGGACUGGGCGAGCUGCAGCGCGUCAAGGAGGAGCGCAAGGAGGAGAGCGAGACGCAGCACUCGCUGGGCGCCGCGGCCAUCAUCACCAGCAGCGGCGGCGCGGGGCCCGGCGUCGCCUCCUUCGUGGGCGCCCGUCCCGGCGACCCCUACCACCACCUGGCGGCCGGGCUGCCCCCGCAGUCUCACCCGCUGCCGCCCAGCUCCGGCAUGCUGAGCGGCUCGCACUCCUCCAACCUGGCGCUGCUCGACCGCACGCGCCUGCUGUCGGCGGCCACGGGCGUGGGCCAGGGCCACUACCUGGGCAUGCCCCACCUGGGCCUCCAGAGCCGCGACCCGCGGUUCCCGCCGCAGCAUGCGCAGCACCACAACCACCACCCGCAGCAGCCCCCCCAGCACCAGCAGCAGCACCACCCCAUGAUGAACCCGCCGCCGCCCUGGGUGGACGCCAGCGCGUUCCGCGACCCCUACAGGCUGGGCCUCGACCUCUCGGGCCUGCCGGGCGCGCACCGUUUCCCCGGGCCGUCGCACGCGGCGGCGGUGGCGGCCGCGGCGGCGGCCGCCGGCGGCUUCUACGGCGCCGAGAGCUACCGGGACCGCGAGCCGCACGACUACAACAACCUGCUGGAGGUGCGGCGGGGCGAGGCGGAGCGCGACGAGCGGGAGAGGCUGCAGUCGUUCCGCGACGACCUGGAGCGGGCGCGCGCCACCCAGCACGCGCUGCGCAACCCGUCCGCGGCGGCCGCGGCGGCGGUGGCCGCGGCCGGCAUGGACCCUCUCGCCGGCGCGCAUUACCACCCGCACCACCACCAGGGCUUCCUGUCGCCGCUCGGCCCGCUGCACUACCCCGGCUCCAGGCCCGGCCUGCCGCACGCCAUGCACAACGGCUUCCUGAGCGGACCCGGCGGCGUGCCGGGAGGGGGCAAGCCCGCCUCGCUCGCGCCGCCGAUGCCGCCGCAGCCGCAGCCGCCGUCGGCGUCGGCGGCCGCCAUGGGGGGGCCCCCGCCGCUCAUCCCCACGGGGGUGUCGCACCCGAUGUCCCCGCGGCAGCCCGCGGCGCUCACGCCCCUGGGGGAGCCCAGCGACCGCUCGCCUUCGCGCAAGGAGGUGGAGGCGCGGUGAGCGCCGCUCGGCCGCCGCCACCAGCGGAGCCGGUUAGGUUUUAGUUUCGUGUGUAAUGGAUAACGAUCGUCGCACCAACUUCGCCUUGGGCCGGCACGGCCGGCCGGCUUUGCCGUGCGAGCGGCCGGCCGGCGGGCGGGCCGGGCCCCGUUCGGCAACGGAUGCAGGCCGGUGAGGUUCAUCAAAGUUGGAACUAGAUCCGUGACUUUUAAUUUAAGGAACGCUCAGCUCUUGAUAAGUUACACAUCCGACAGGAAUUAUUUGUGCACUUUGGCGGCAGGCAAAAAUUAUGGUGGUGAUGAUGAUGAUAUAAAAUUAAUACCGUUAGGAAUAAUAUCAUUUUAAUAAGGAUAAUAAUAACAUGCACGUCUCGGCGGAUGUGGAGACGCGACGAUGGAGCGGGGUGGGGAGCCCUCGGGACUGCCGAGAGGUGCGGUCUCCCCCCGUCGCGCGGAAUUUUUUCCGGACAUCGCAUGGCCAAUUGGAGACGACACAUCCCGCGCACGCCUCUCAUCCCCCCCCCCCACCCCCACGGGCACGCAACCGCGGGGCAAGAUUCCGAGAUGGUGAACUCGAGAGCAAGUCCGACGGAGUCCGGGGAGGAACGGUCGCAAAGCUGUGGUGACGAUCGCCUCCGGAGAGAGAGAGAGACCCUCUCGGCCCCAUGAGAAACAAAACAAACAAACGAAAAAAAAAUCUACAACAAAUGGAAGCGUAUAUUUAUUUUGAAGAAAGAAAGAAAAAACAAAAACCACGACGGCCCGCGUGGGAAUUCGUCGCGCGAGGAGAGAGAUUGAAUGCGUUUUGCGCGGCGAUUAUCGAGUCGCUGCGAGGGGCGUCUCCGGGGCCUCCCCAACGGCGACGGGCUGAAGCUUCUCGAGCCCCGUGGCGACGCGCGCGGUGAACCCGAGCGGCGGAGGGCGUGAAUAAUCGGCCGUCUGUCGGGAACACGGGCCGCGGGGGUGGGUCUGGUCGCCAGGGCGCGGAGGAACGAGCGGAGCGCGCGACGGCCGUGACCGUGGCGGCGGCUGCCUCCCCCCACCAGCGAUUUCAGAAACGAGCGGAUGUUUUGUCUUCUCCGAUGCCGUGCGGCGCCAUUCUCGCUUCGUCACGACGGCAGGAACUGGCUUCGUCCCUGCAACGCGGCGGUGGUCCCGCCGGAGUCUGCCGCAGUCGACACACGUGGCUUUAGUUUCUUUUUUUUCUUUUUGUUGUCGCUAUUGUUAUCGAUACUAUAAUUAUCAAUUAAUUACCCAUGGCAAAACAUCACGCGCUUUGGCGGGAAGGGAGACACGAGGCGCGGCGUCACACUCUACACGGGGCCCCGAGGGUCGGUCGGUUGCGGCCUUGUCUACUCCAGUUGGGGUCGGGGGGGGGGGGGGCAUUGUCGGGUCUAGUCUGGGCUUGGGUCGGGCUAUGGGUCUAUCCGAGUCUGGCCUGGGUCCGGUCUGGUCUGGUGGUGGAGGUCUUAUAUCUGGCCUGGGUUUGGCCUGGGUCUUGUUUGGCCAGUGUCUGAUGGGAAAAGGGGUGGGGGGGUGGAUUGAAUCUAGUCUGGAUCUGGCUUUUGUGACUGCUGGGAGCAUCAUGGGGCAGAUUGUUUGAAUCUACUGCAUCUGUGUGAGAUUCCUUGAGCGAGGCCACGGCGGGAAGUCACCGGAUAGCAACGCACACGACGGACGGGUGGAUUGACGGUGCGCGGAUCGUGGCCCACACGGGCAAGCCCUGGCUCUCCUCGCCCGCUUCAAUCUCCGACACGGGAGUAUUUUUUGAAGCGGAGUGCGUGGCUUCAUUAUACGCACGCCGGCUCUCGGGUUAAUUGUGAAUUUCACUGUAACUGUUGCAGCGCUUUUCUUUUCUCGUUUGUACGCUAAGGUGAGAAGAAGUGUUACCCAAGUGUGAAGCGUAAAAAUUGGGGAGAGGGAGGAGCGAGUGGCGGGGGGGGGGGUUAAAUAAACAAAAAACGAGGAGACACAAAAAAAUACGAAAAAAAAAUGUAUUUCCUGUAUUUAAAAUCGCUAUUAUUUAUCAUCAUGUGUAUUUCUCAAAGUCUUUCAAGGAUGUCUGUAAAGUUGAACAUUUAUACCAGGAGGUGGGCGGGCGAAUUCUGUGUCGCCUGCGUGCCCGAUGCCCACAUCCCCACUCUGUACACUCUGAUAUUUUAUAUGCAAUCUGACCUUCGUCAAAUCUCCCAAUGUGCUGUGUAAAUAUACUUUACCCAUAAUCCCACUCACCCGCCUCCCACCUUAACACCCACACCCUCUAAGAGUCUGUCCCUUCUCUCUCUCUCUGCCCCCCCUCCGCCCCCCACCGUUUCUGUAAAGAAUCACUGUCUUAUAGAAAUACUGAGGAUAAAUACAAGUACGUUUUGAAACUGACG